Messenger RNA from Dufourea novaeangliae, 825 nucleotides. It is a transcript of the gene Uros1, whose product is annotated as uroporphyrinogen-III synthase. The record is from RefSeq and is a predicted model, not a curated record. Gene Ontology annotation, molecular function: uroporphyrinogen-III synthase activity. Gene Ontology annotation, biological process: uroporphyrinogen III biosynthetic process. Bases 10 to 825 code for a protein of 271 amino acids. The transcript has 2 exons. Lineage: Eukaryota; Metazoa; Arthropoda; Insecta; Hymenoptera; Halictidae.
UUCGCGAACAUGGCACCGCGUUACGAAAGAGUGGUGUUGUGUCGCGGCGGAUUGUCAGAAAAGAAUGAUUCUCAAGAAGUUUACGUAAAAACAUUAAAAACCGCAGGUUAUUCGUGCAAUUGUCUGCCUACAUUGUGCUUCAACUUCGUGAACACGCCGGAACUUCGAACGUGUCUCCAUUCACCAGGCUUGUAUUAUGGACUCAUACUGACGAGUAAACGAGCUGUUGAGGCGAUUAAUCUGGCAUCCAAGGAAAAUGACAGGAUUCUGUUACCUUGGAGAACUCUGCCAGUGUACUGUGUGGGGCCAGCAACUGAGUCUUUUGCCAGAAGUCACUUAGGUUCUGAAAACUGUUUUGGUAGCAAGGCUGGAAAUGCCAAAGAAUUAGCUGAACUAUUAGUAGCAUCCGUUGGCAAAGAGUCAAAGCCUCUGCUGUAUCCUUGCAGUGAAAUCGGAAGGGAGACAAUUGAGAAAACACUUACUGAAAAUAGUAUAAGGGUUAACAAGAUAAUUGUGUAUAGAACUUUGCCCAGUGAAACUUUGGAACAGGAUUUGUCAGAAUUCAUAGAUAAUGAACCUAGAAUAUUUGCUUUCUUUAGUCCCUCUGCUGUAGAAUGUAUAAUGACAAUAUUAAAGAGAAAAUGUUACGAUAUGAGUAACAUAAAAGCAGCUGCCAUUGGACCAGUGACUGGACAAGCAUUAUUGGAUGCUGGUUUAACAGUUUUUGCCAUUGCCAGCAAACCUGACCCUGUAUCAUUACUAAAAUCUAUUAAAGAUGCUGAAAGAAGUGAAGUUCUAGAAGAGACUGAAGGAAGAGAUCGAUGA